Molecule: messenger RNA, 2303 nt
Organism: Benincasa hispida (wax gourd)
Lineage: Eukaryota; Viridiplantae; Streptophyta; Magnoliopsida; Cucurbitales; Cucurbitaceae
Product: serine/arginine repetitive matrix-like protein
Biological process (GO): cortical microtubule organization
Cellular component (GO): cortical microtubule
Source: RefSeq, a predicted model, not a curated record
AGCCUCGGCCAAACCGGCCGUUCCCAAAACCCAAAUAUGGAUCUGACGCUGACUCUGACUCCUCUCCUUCUCUCUCUCUCUCCGUUUCCUUGUGACAUAUAGAAAGAAACUUCCAUGACUGAUUUCCUCCAUUUGCAUUUACUCCCUUCCUCUACCAUCAUUUCCAUUGCAAUCUCCUUCAAUUUCCCUCUCUAUAGACCCCUUUAACAUCUCCUUUCUCUGAUCGGAACCUUCCCAUCCUCGCCGUCAUGAAUCGGAACUGGAGGGAGCCUCUUUCUGGUGCCCGGAAUGCUCCUCUCUUGUCUCAGCACCGCCGUGGUCAUAGCUUCACUGGAAUCUCCAGGGAUUCCGAUGAGAAUCUGGAUCUCUUCUCCAAAAAUCGCCGCAGUCUCUCCGUUGCUGCCUCUGAUGACUCCUCUGAUGCGUCGGUGAAAUUGGGGAGGCUUUCAGUUGGAUCGGUGAAAUUGGCUAAGAGUGGGAUCGACGAUCUGCUUUCGUCGACUGAGGGAGGGAAACACGAUUAUGACUGGCUUCUCACCCCACCUGGUACUCCUCUUUUCCCUUCAUCCUCUGAAAGUGAAAUUCAAUCUACCGUGGUAGCGCCAAGAAGUAGCACCUUAGUCAGGUCAUCUUCGACAACAAAAGCUUCAAGGCUUUCAGUCUCACAAUCAGAGAGCCACAAUCCUUCAAGGCCAGCUAGGAGCAGUUCUGUGUCUCGGUCCUCGGUCUCCACUCCACAGUAUAGUAGUUACUCCUCCAGUAGGUCCACUUCAUCAAUACUUAACACAAGCUCAGCUUCGGUUUCCUCUUACAUAAGGCCUUCCUCCCCUAGUACACGCAGUUCAUCUUCUGCGAGACCUUCUACUCCAUCUUCACGCACAACACCAUCGAGGUCCUCAACUCCUUCAAGAGCCCGUCCAUCCCCCACCAGCUCCUCCAUUGAAAAACCAAGGCCACUACAAAGUUCAAGGCCGUCGACUCCUAAUUCCAGGCCUCAAAUUCCUGCAAAUUUGAGUUCUCCUGCAGCCCGGUCAAAUUCCCGUCCAUCUACACCUACUCGGCGAAACUCUGCUCCUUCCCUCUCUUCUGUUGUCGGCACUCCAUCUUCUACAUCACGUGUUCUCUCAACAAAUGGUCGCAGUUCAACAUCAACAUCCCGACCAAGUUCUCCUAGUCCUCGGGUCCGGGCUGCACCUCAGCCAAUUGUCCCCCCUGAUUUUCCUCUUGAUACCCCUCCAAACCUUCGAACGACAUUGCCCGACAGGCCAAUUUCUGCUGGUAGAUCCCGCCCAUCUCCUGCUGCAUCAGUCAGAGGGAGUCCAGAGCCUUCAUCGACCAUUGCCGUGCCUAGAAGAGCAGCAUCACCUACCGUAUCAAGGGGAAGAAUAACCGACGCUCCUGGAAGGGGUCGGUUGAAUACCAAUGGACAUCUCAGUGACAGUCAUGAAACUAGGAGACUUUCAAGUUCUUCUGAUUUGAGCGGACGGAGACCUGUGAAGGCUUCUACAACUACAGCAGAAAGCAAUGGAUUUGGGAGGUCUAUUUCGAAGAAAUCACUCGAUAUGGCCAUCAGACAUAUGGAUAUAAGAAAUGGCCCCGGUAGCGUGCGCUCAGGUUCAGGCAAUACUCUAUUUCCACACAGCAUCCGAUCGGCCACUUCGAAAACUCAAUCCAUUGCUUUGAGUAACUCCGAGGCUAUUGAUACUGACUUCCAAAUGAGCAGUAACAACAACAUGGAGAGAGGAAACCAUUUUCAUAGACCUUCAGCAACAAUCGGAACCGAAGGAGGAGGAGAGAAUGGAAGAUUUUCUGCAAGCUUGAAUCAUUUGGACAUCUAUGAGAGCUCCCGUUAUGAUGCAAUAUUGCUCAAAGAGGACUUGAAAAACACGAAUUGGCUGCACAGCGCCGACGAUAAAACCGAUUUGGCUUCCAUUUUGGAUAAUGGAUUUGAAGCUCUGCCUGAGCCUUUUGGCCUCUUAUAACAUCUAAGAUGAUGAUGGAUGAGGUUUGUAUUGUAUUUUUAUUUUUUUCCCUUUUUAAAUUAUCAUCAUCAUCAUCAUCAUCAUUAUUUUUGGCAUCAUUUUGGUUUUGAAAAUGAUGGAAUCUGCCCAACUGCAGUGAGAAGAUAAAAAUAUGGAGAUUUGUAUGUGAUUUCUGAAGAAAAAUUAGUGUGUAUUGGUAGGGGGUGCCUGUUGAAGUAUUUUUCUGUGUAUCUAUCCCAAAGAAUUUGUUCAGAAAAUUUGUAUUUGAACUUUUAUUUGGGGAUAUUUUUUCAUUAGGUUAAAAACACGUUCGUUCCUCUA